AUAAACAUAAACAUUAAUUGAAACAGCUGAUUCCGUGUCAGCAGAUCGACAGAACAACAAGAGCGCUUUAUAGCCAUUCAGGAGCACAGAGAGACAUCAGCUGCAUAGAUCAAAACCGGGAGACAUGUCCAAAAAAUCCAAGAUGUUCCUCAGUGGAGUAGUCGAGGGGUUUUAUGGGAGGCCGUGGACUAUGAGCCAGAGGAAAGAGCUCUUCAGGAGGGAGCAGAAAUGGGGCUUGAACACCUAUCUGUAUGCUCCAAAAGAUGAUUACAAACACCGGAUGUACUGGAGGGAUCUGUAUUCUCCGGAGGAAGCAGAGCAGCUGAUGACGCUGAUCUCGGCGGCGAAGGAGCGUGGCGUGGAGCUGGUCUACGCUCUCUCCCCGGGGCUGGACAUCACCUUCUCGAACCCUCGAGAGCUGGCGGCGCUCAAGAGGAAGCUGGGCCAGGUCAGCGGCUUCGGCUGCCGGUCCUUCGCGCUGCUGUUCGACGACAUCGAGAGCGAAAUGUGUCCGGCUGAUAAAGAGGCGUUCGGCUCGUUCGCCGAGGCUCAGGUGUCCGUCACUAACCAGGUGUUUCUGCACCUGAAGGAGCCCCGCGUCUUCCUCUUCUGCCCCACCGAUUACUGUGCAGCGUUCUGCACUCCCAGCGUGCCGCAGUCUGCCUACUUGAACACGGUCGGUGAGAGACUCGACGCUGGGAUUGAUAUCCUCUGGACAGGGCCGAAGGUGGUGUCUCAGGACAUCAGUGUGGCGUCUAUAGAGGAGGUGUCUGCUGUCCUGCGCCGGCCGCCGGUCAUCUGGGACAACAUCCACGCUAACGACUACGACCCGCAGAGACUCUUCCUGGGACCCUUCAAGAACCGGCCCACCGAGCUCAUCCCUAAACUCCGAGGAGUCCUCACCAACCCGAACUGUGAAUAUGAGCCCAAUUUCGUGGCCAUUCACACGCUGGCCACGUGGUGCAGCUACGCGCAGAAAGACGUUUCUAUGGAGGGAGACGAUCAGGGCUCGGACUACAACCCCCAUGAGGCUUUGCGGCUGGCGCUCACUGAUUGGCUGGUUGAGUUCGGCAGAGCAGAUCAACCUGACGGGGCCCGCGGGGGCCCCUCUAAACCGCAGGUCUGUGACGAGGAGCCGAUGCAGACGGACGGUUACGUUCCGGGGCCCAAAGACAACCCUCUGUACACGGCUGAGCCGCUGACGCUGGACGACCUGACGCUGCUGUCCGAGCUCUUCUACCUGCCGUACGAACACGGGGCCACGGCCGUCCUCAUGCUGCAGGAGCUGCACUGGCUGCGCAGACACGGCCCCGGGCCCCGAGAUCCCCCGGAGCAGGGUAAAGAAUGGCGUCAGAGAGCGGAGAGGUUUGAUGGUCUGUGUGAGUCCGUGGUGCAGAUGUUUAACAGACUGUCUAAUGCUCCUAACCGGCUCAUCCUGUACGACCUCUACAACUACAUCUGUGACAUCAAGAGCGGGGUCACUAUGGCCAAGGCCUACGUCAAGACUCUCGGAGGUCAGACUCCUCACCCCGCUCUCGCUCUGACCGAUGACCCCGAGCCCUGGGGCUUCAGAGGAGGACUGUCCGGAGAAUUCCAGCGGAUGCUGCCGUCUCAUGGGAACCGUGAUCUGUUCCGUGGCGUUCCGGACACACGCGUGUACUUCAUACGACCCUUCACCCCUACAGACCAGCCCGAGGUGCUGAAGAUCUUUAAGGAGAUGCAGACGGAGACGCAGCAGAAGGUGGAGCUGGUGGGCGAUCGGCUGGUGGAGGGCCAGGUCUCGCCGUCACUGAGCUGCAGUCUGGUCCUGGAAGACGCCGCUGGAGUGUGCGGUUAUGUGUUCGCUCUCAGCGACGCCAAGACGGCCAUGACUAAAGCUCAGUAUCCAGAGACGAUGCUGCAGGACUUCCCAUCAGUCAUGGCCAUUCAGAUCCACUCCAGAGUUCCUGAUCACAGCACAGCCAAGCAGCUGAUCCAACAGACGCUGUCAUCGCUGAGAGUCAGCGGAUCUAAAGGAGUUUUCAGCGAGUUCAGAUCCAACGACAGACGAAUGUUCGACUUCCUGAAGACGCUGGACGUGUUUCAGGUUCUGAAAGUGGACGGCCUUCCCACAAACCUGGUCAUCAUGGGAACUAAACUCUGAACCCAUUCUGUGAUUUAAAUCCGUUUCAAAUUUAUUUGUCAAAUCUGUAUAAAUAUAAAUCGACUCUACAGAAAGGCACGCCUCACGAAAAAAAAAGUUUGAAAUUAAUAAUACAUCUUUAUUUGCAUAUUCAUUUUAAAUGUCUUAUUAAUUCCAUAAAUCAAACGAAUAUUAAUUAAACACAUCCAGUGUAGUUUAUAGGCAAAAAAACACUAAAAUCAGCAAAAAUAAAGUAGGUUUUGAGGUGUUGUAGUAUUUAAUAAAAGGCAAAUAUUUUAUUUUAAAACAA
Molecule: messenger RNA, 2432 nt
Organism: Puntigrus tetrazona (Sumatra barb)
Lineage: Eukaryota; Metazoa; Chordata; Actinopteri; Cypriniformes; Cyprinidae
Gene: ogal
Product: O-GlcNAcase like
Exons: 16
Coding region: 125-2143 (672 amino acids)
Biological process (GO): glycoprotein metabolic process
Molecular function (GO): beta-N-acetylglucosaminidase activity
Source: RefSeq, a predicted model, not a curated record